GACGCUCUUGACGCGAGUCAGUUUGUUGGCGCGCGGGAGGCUGUGAUUUCUGUUUCCAGCAAUGGCGGAUCGCAUCAGGAGAGUGGCUUGGCUUUAUUUGUUAAAUAAAGCCAGACAGCGUCGUCGUCGGGCACAUGGGCGUCGUCUCUGGGUUCAUCCCAUUAUUCAGAGGCGUUCUGAAUUUGGGGAGUUUCACCAUUUGCUCCAGGAGCUGCGGGAGGAUGAGGGUCGCUUCCAGGGCUACUUUCGUCUCUCCCGGGCCCAGUUUGACGACCUGCUGGCCCGCAUCGGUGCUCGGAUCACUCUCCAGGACACCAACUACAGACGCUCAAUUCCUCCUGAAGAGCGCCUGUCCAUCUGUCUCCGGUUUCUGGCCACUGGGGACUCCUACAGGACCAUCGCCAGCAGCUUCAGGGUGGGCAUUUCAACUGUCUCCCAGAUAAUCCCACAGGUGGUGACAGUCAUCUGGGAGAGCCUGGUGGAGGAGUUUAUGCCUGUUCCUGGAGCAGAGGAGUGGAGGUCCAUUGCGGAGGAGUUUGAGGAGCGAUGGAACUUUCCUCUGUGCUGUGGUGCUGUGGAUGGGAAGCACAUUCAAAUGAAGGCACCCCCCAACUCUGGCUCCCUGUAUUUCAACUACAAGUUGCACCAUUCCCUGGUCCUGCUUGCAGUUGUAGAUGCGAGAUACAGGUUCAGGGUGAUAGAUGUUGGAGGUUAUGGCAGAACCAGCGAUGGAGGGAUCUUUGCCAACUCCGCCUUUGGCCAGGCUCUGCGUGCAGGUACACUGGAUCUGCCUCCAAACCAGCACUUACCCGGAGCUGACCACCGAGGAUCCCAGCCUCAUGUAUUUGUGGCAGACGAGGUGUUUCCUCUUCGCCCCUACCUGAUGCGCCCCUUUCCUGGACGUGGUGGCCUAACCCUGGAGCAGCGCAUCUUUAACUACCGCCUCUCCCGGGCCCGGCUGGUGGUGGAGGAUGCGUUCGGGAUUUGGUCGUCCCAGUGGAGAAUGUUCCGCACUCUGCUGGAAAUCCACCCUGAAGUUGUUGAGAAGUGUGUGAAGGCGACGUGUGUUCUCCACAACUUCAUGAGGAUGUCUGCAGAUGGGCGAGCGCCUGCAUUCAGAGGAGCGGUGGAGCAAGAGGAGCCACUUCCAGGUGUGCGGCGGAUGGGGGCCAACAAUGCGACCCGAGACGCACUCAACACUCGAGAUGUGUUCAUGGCCCACUUCUGUGAGGAGGGAGCAGUACCGUGGCAGCCAGCAGAAUAGUCAUGUCCUCACAGGACUGACCCACAACGGCUCUUUUCAGAGCCACCCACAAAUACCUAAAGAGCACUCCUUCUAUUAUAACAUUUAAGCAGCUACAUUUAACAAUGUACUAAUAAAAUGUGUAUAUUAAUGUUUUUCUUGUGUACAUGUUUCUAUAUUCAAUACUCUUUGGAGCUUUUUUUCCAUCCUGUUU
Molecule: messenger RNA, 1457 nt
Organism: Salarias fasciatus (jewelled blenny)
Lineage: Eukaryota; Metazoa; Chordata; Actinopteri; Blenniiformes; Blenniidae
Product: protein ANTAGONIST OF LIKE HETEROCHROMATIN PROTEIN 1-like
Exons: 2
Coding region: 62-1264 (400 amino acids)
Source: RefSeq, a predicted model, not a curated record